ACUCUCACUGUGUCCAGAGGUUCGACCCCGGUCUGGGACUCCUCCCCCCCAUGACCCCCCUGGUGGGGGGCCUCAGCCUGGUGCCCCCCCCACACGUCCCCCCCGACAUGCCCCUCAUCAAGGAGAUCAUCCACUGCAAGAGCUGCACCCUGUUCCCACAGAACCCCAACCUGCCCCCCCCCUCGACUCGGGAGCGCCCCCCCGGCUGUAAGACGGUGUUUGUGGGGGGGCUGCCGGAGAACGCCACCGAGGAGAUCAUCAAGGAGGUGUUCGAGCAAUGCGGAGAGAUUGUCGCCCUCCGCAAGAGCAAGAAGAACUUCUGCCACAUCCGCUUCAGCGAGGAGUUCAUGGUGGACAAGUCCCUCUACCUGUCAGGGUACCGGAUGCGGAUCGGGUCCAGCUCUGAGAAGAAGGACUCGGGCCGCAUCCACGUAGACUUCGCCCAGGCACGGGACGACCUGUACGAGUGGGAGUGUAAGCAGCGCUCCUUCGCCCGCGAGGAGCGCCACCGCCGCCGGGUCCACGAGGCCCGCCUGCGCCCCCCCUCGCCCCCUCCCAUAGUGCACUUCUCCGAGCACGAGUCUGCCAUGUUGGCAGAGAAACUGAAAGAGGACCAGUCGUUCAGCCAGGCCACGGCGGUGCUGUCCUCCUGGAUCGAGCGGGGCGAGGUGACCCGGCGGACCGCCAACCUCUUCUACUCCCUGAUCCAGUCGGCCAACGGCCACGUCCGCCGGCUGCUGGGCGAGAAGGCGCAGCACGAGGAGGACAUGGAGCGCGCCAGGGACACCUUCAGGGACGCCCUGCUGGCCAUCCUCACGCAGUUCGAGCAGAUCAACGCCGUUUCCACACGCCGCCACCGCAAAGCAUGGGACCAUUUCUCAAAAGCACAGCGAAGAAACAUAGAAUGGCGCAAGCAGUGUGAGGAGCUGAGGAACGCCCACAGUGAAGAGAUCAUGGGCUUCAGGCGUGAGGAGGAGAUGGAGAUGUCCGACGAAGACGACGAAAACCCCUGCAAGAGGAUCCGAACCGAGGAGAAUGGAGUGUGUCUGACGGAGGAGAACGAGUCCCUGCGCCUGCAGCUGGACGCCUACCGCAGCGAGGUGGAGCUGCUGAGGGCGGAGCCGGGCCGCCGGCCGGACGACGACCUCACGCUCACGCACGCGCACGGCGCCGAGGCUCAGGUGCAGCUGCUGCACCAGAACAUGCACAACAUGCAGCAGGAGCUGGCGUGCCUGCAGGAGAAGCUGUUGGUAGGGAGGCGGAGUGAGAAGGCGAGAGAGGAGCACCGCUACCUGGAGGCCCAGGUGCUCAGCCUCGGGACAAGGUGACUGCUCAGUAAUGGAGAAGCUGUUGAAUCCAACGGAGUUGUGCACGAGAAGGCGAUGAACGGGUGUGCCCCCUCCCUGUUCCUCGGAGAGAGGAGGAGUGAGGUCAUCAUGAGAGGGGGGGUCGCGUCCGAGAAAGAAGCGCUGCUGCGGGGAAUCAUCUCCACCUUCCUCCACGUCCAUCCGUUCGGGGCCAACCUGGAAUAUCUCUGGUCCUACAUCCAGAGACUGGACUCAAAGGUGUCGGCGGCGGAGCUGGAGCGUCUCAUGCUGCGCCUCCCCUCCAUGUUCCGCCAGCUGAGCGGCGUCGGCGCCACGCUGGAGAAACGCUGGAAGUUCGUGUGGUUCAACACGCUGGAUCAGCAUGACACCACACACACCCACACACACACCAUACACACACACAGAGAC
Etheostoma spectabile (orangethroat darter) is the source of this 1736-nucleotide messenger RNA. RefSeq names its product ecto-NOX disulfide-thiol exchanger 1-like. The record is from RefSeq and is a predicted model, not a curated record. Gene Ontology annotation, biological process: ultradian rhythm. Gene Ontology annotation, cellular component: plasma membrane; external side of plasma membrane. Lineage: Eukaryota; Metazoa; Chordata; Actinopteri; Perciformes; Percidae. Gene Ontology annotation, molecular function: RNA binding; protein disulfide isomerase activity; NADH dehydrogenase activity.